Dermacentor silvarum is the source of this 3323-nucleotide messenger RNA. RefSeq names its product monocarboxylate transporter 13-like (gene Mct1). NCBI's taxonomy places the organism in Eukaryota, Metazoa, Arthropoda, Arachnida, Ixodida, Ixodidae. Gene Ontology annotation, biological process: transmembrane transport; monocarboxylic acid transport. Gene Ontology annotation, molecular function: monocarboxylic acid transmembrane transporter activity. The record is from RefSeq and is a predicted model, not a curated record.
GCUGAGAGAGUCGCGCGACCCGCGGCUUGCGUCACGCGGCCGGCAGUAGAGUUGCGCGCGCCUCUUCGCCUUCACUUCCUACGAUUAUUUCGUACUUUCCCGUUCUAAUGGCGACCAAGCCGGCGGGGUGGAGGGGGCCGCUCGGCGGUGAUGCGGCGAGGGUACAGCGCCGCUGACGCGGAGAGAGGUAGUGCAGCGACGGAGCACUGCGCUCGAGCGGGCGCUCACUCAUCGUCCGUGGAGCUGGCGGCGGGAAACCUGUGUGUGUUCGGCGGCGUGACAGCUGAUCCCGCCGGGACGUUGCUCGUCACCGGCUCUGUGCGGGUGCGAUCGGAGGUGUUCGAGGACUCGUCGUCAAGGCAGCAAGCACGUAAGCACGGAGGCCGCGAGAUGAAGUAAGCAGCCCAGUUUCGCCACGCACAGAAGACGGUGCCUUCGCACUUCCGGGCAAUUACCAGAAGUCAAACGGCGGAAGGAAGCUGCGACGCGUCGAGAUACAGCGGCAACGCGUGCACAUUACUCAACCGGAACACGCGCGCACCAGCGAGUCAUCGCUGAGCCUACGCAAGAGGCGGAAAGCAAGACGGAACAACGUUGAUGCCGGGCCGUCAUCGAUGCCCGAGAACCCGAGCUGCCCUCGUCUAUUGCCAAUUUCGGUUCUUUGUUAAGUUUCUCGGUCGGCCACGUCCGUAGCAAACGUUGUCUCUGCUCAAAGGACCGCGUACGCCUUAGGGAAGACGGGAACAGACAGGAUCGUCUGCUCAAAAGAAAGAGGUACACACCGCUGACCCCCUCCAGGAGAGCAGACUCAGCCUUAUGUACAUAGUGGUAACUCCGGGGAAAGCGAAGCGGCUCAACCUUCAGUAUUAGGAGCGUGAGACGAGCGUCGUUUCGUUCUUGUUCCAAAAAAAAGGAGCACAUAAUUGUAGCUCAGAAGAAUUGCGCAAGCAUUCACCUAGGCCCCCUAAAAUUGAGGCGAAGAGAGACAGAAAAGCGUGGUAGUGACAUAGAACAGACCAAUUGUCGAAGACGUCCGGGACGUCUGGCGGGAAGAAGACCGCGACAUCUGGAUUAGGUUCCUGUUCUUCGGCUUCACUGCAAGACAUGGGCGAGCAAAAGAGCACCAACGGCCGGGGCUCGGACCACCGGACGACGCCCAACGGCGCGGUGACCGUGGCGCCGACGCCACAGACGACCACUACGACCGACGGCACUCAGCACCUGUCGGCCUGCAUCGGCGACCGCACUGGCCCCGCCGCCUGACGGCGGCUGGGGCUGGAUGGUCGUCUUCUCGUCGUUCAUGAUCCACGUGAUCGCAGAUGGCGUCACGUACACGUUCGGCAUCUUCUACCUGGAGUUCCUCAAGCAAUUCCAGGAGUCCAAGGGCAAGACAGCCUGGAUCGCCUCCAUCAUGGUCGGCACCACGUUCUGCAUCGGUCCCGUUGCGAGCGGCCUGACGACCAAGUACGGCUGCCGGGCGGUGACCAUCGCGGGCUCGCUUCUGGCAACCGUGGGACUCGUGGUCAGCGUGGUGGCGCCCAACGUGACGUACCUCUUCUUCACCAUCGGUCUCUGCACCGGCGCGGGCUUCGGUCUCAUGUACCUGCCGGCGAUCGUGUCGGUGACCACGUACUUCGAGAAGCGUCGCGCCUUCGCCACGGGCAUCGCGGUGUGCGGCUCGGGCUUCGGCACCUUCGCCCUGGCGCCCUUCAUCGAGUGGCUGGUGCACGUGUACGGCUGGCAGGGGGCGCUGCUGUGCACCGCCGGCAUGGUGCUCAACUGCUGCGUCUUCGGCGCUCUGCUGAGGCCGCUGCCGCAGCCCGUCAUGGCCGCGCAGACCCCGCCCGCUGCGCACGCCACCUACGACAAGCCCAUCAGGGAGAUCAACGGGAACGCCUACCACGACGUGGAGGGCGUGCCCCGACGCAACGGCGGCCUCAGCUCGUGCUCGGCGUCCCGCGAGCUGUCCCUGUCGACGGGCACCAUCGCCGCCGUGCAGGCGCACGACGGCGUCGAGCAGCAGUCGGAUGGGCGCCGCAACCGGCGACCCCGCUCGGCGCUGUUCGCCCGCGCCGCCGGCGGAGGAGUCACCCUGCCCCUGCUCAAGCUGGAGGACGAGAAGACGUCCAUGUCGUGCGUGCACAUCGCCGGCUCGAGUCCACCCAGCCCGACGGGGCCGUCGGCGCCCGCGCUGCACCCGCGGAGCCUGCUGGUGCGCAAGGACAUCUUCUACAGCGGCAGCAUGCAGAAUCUGCCGCCCGAAUACCGCGCCUCCUCCUCCUUCUUGUCGCGCGACAUGUCGCUCAGCGUCACUUCGCUGCGCACCAUCAAGUCGGUCACGGUGCCCACCUCGGACGAGCGCAGCCGCAUACAGAGGUUCUUCUGCUCGAGCGAGAUGGAGGCGGCCCUGCACGAGAUGAUCAACUUCACGCUGCUCAAGUCUCCCGUGUUCCUGCUGUUCGCCACGUCCAACUUCUUCACCAGCGUGGGCUUCAACGUGCCCUACGUGUACACGAAGGAUCGCGCGGUCGAAGACCUGCACAUGCCCGAGGAGACCGGUAGCCUGCUGCUGUCCUGCAUCGGCCUGUCCAACACUCUGGGCCGCGUCAUCCUCGGAUACCUGAGCGACAAGUCGUGCGUGAACCGCCUCUGGCUGUACAACGCCAACCUGACGCUGUGUGGGCUCGCCACGGCCUUCAGCUACGCCGCGCAGAGCGCCAUCACCAUGACCGUCUAUUGCGUCAUCUUCGGUGCCACCUCGGGCGCCUUCGUGAGUCUCACGUCCGUGAUCCUGGUGGACAUCCUGGGCCUGGAGCGGCUGACCAACGCCUUCGGGCUGCUGCUUCUCUUCGAGGGCGUCGCCUGCCUCGUCGGACCGCCGGUCACCGGCUGGCUGUACGACUACACUGGUUCGUACGACCCGGGCUUCUUCCUGUCCGGCGCCAUGAUCGCGUUCGGAGGCGUCAUGCUGUUCCUCAUCCCUUGCACGCAACGCUGCGAGGGUCAGGAGGAGAAGGCGGGCGCCGGCACCACCACCACCACCACGACGACUACGACCACGACAACCAGCGGUACCGCCAAGUCCGGCAGCAGCUCGUUCCCGGAAGAGACCACCGAUUCCAGCUUCGGCCAUACCAUCACCCUUUCCUCGUCGCUCAACGGCCACGGUCCGCACAACGUGUGAGCCGGCCACUCUUCACCCGCCCACGUGAACCAGGGCGGGCGAGCCGAGCGACGAGCCGACCAGCAGCCGGCCCCUACGCCACUCCGCUACGAGCCCGUUUCGGUGUCCCCGCCGGCUUACGGCUACGAAGCAAGGGCCG